Spirodela intermedia is the source of this 948-nucleotide messenger RNA. The record is from the annotation of a GenBank genome assembly. Lineage: Eukaryota; Viridiplantae; Streptophyta; Magnoliopsida; Alismatales; Araceae.
AUGGCUGCUGUUUCCAGCUUCUUAUUUAGACCACCGCCUUCUUCUUCUUCUUCUUCUUCUUCUUCUUCUUCCCCAUCCAAGUCGGGGAUUCCACCACUGGUGGCUUCUUCCUCCGCCUCUCCUGCCUUCUGGUUCGCCGGUUGCAGGGUCAGAAAUCUGCCCCACAGGCUCCGGGAUGGUCACCGGCGCCUGAACCUGUGCUCUCCUCCGAGGGCGGCGACCCCCGCCGCCAGCAACGCCAGUAGCGUGAAGAACGACGAACGGGUGCAGAAGGUUCACACCAUAGAGGAGUUCGAGGCGGCGCUGCGGGCGGCCAAGAACAAGCUUGUGGUCGUGGAGUUCGCUGCCAUCCACAGCCCCCAGAGCCGGCAGAUCUACCCGGCCAUGGUGGAGCUCAGCCGCAAGUGCGGCGACGUGGUGUUUAUCCUCGUGAUGGGGGACGAGUCCGACGUGACCCGGGAGCUUUGCCGACGGGAGGGCGUCGAGAAGGUCCCACACUUCACCUUCUACAAGGCCAUGGAGAAGGUGCACGAGGAGGAGGGCAUCGGGCCAGACCAGCUGAUGGGGGACGUGCUCUACUACGGCGACAACCACUCCCUGGUGGAGCAGCUGCACAACCGAGAGGAGGUGGAGGCUCUGAUUGCCCGGAGCAAGGCCGAUGGGAAGAUGCUGGUGCUGGACGUGGGCUUGAAGCACUGCGGACCCUGCGUGAAGGUGUACCCGACGGUGCUCAAGCUCUCCCGCUCCAUGGCGGACGCCGUUGUCUUCGCCCGCAUGAACGGCGACGAGAACGAAAGCUGCAUGCAGUUCCUCAAGGACAUGGACGUGGUGGAGGUGCCCACCUUCCUCUUUAUCCGCGACGGGGAGAUCUCCGGGAGGUACGUGGGCUCCGGCAAAGGGGAGCUCGUCGGCGAGAUCCUCAGAUACCAAGGCGUCCGCAUCACCUGA